CAGCCAAUCGUAUUUUCCUUUGGGGAAAACACAGAGAGGCUGAGGGAAGGCUGGGAGCGGCUCAGUUCUUCAUAACUCCUUUGUGAAGAGGGGCUGGAAAAUGGGGCUGGAAAUUUAUUUGGAUCUGGUUUCGCAGCCGUGUCGCGCUGUUUACCUGUUUGUCAGAGCGGCCAGCAUUCCGUUUGAGUUUAAGAAGAUUUCCCUGAUGGCAGGUGAGCAACACAGUGAAGAUUUCAGCAAGAUCAACAUUCUGAAGAAAGUCCCCGCAAUUAGAGAUGGAGACUUCUGCUUGGCAGAAAGCGUUGCCAUUAUGAUCUACUUGGCGGAGAAGUACAACACCCCUGAUAACUGGUAUCCCGCUGACCUGCAGAAGAGGGCACGGGUGAAUGAAUUUCUGUCCUGGCAGCAUACAGCCAUACGUCCCCAUGGUGGCAGGAUGCUCUGGCUAAAGGUCAUGAUUCCAAAGGUCAUGGGUGUGGAGGUUCCUCAGGAGAAGAUGGAUGCAGCUUUAGAGGAUUUGGACAGCUCUCUGAAGCUGUUUGACGAGAAGUUCCUUCAGGACAGGCCUUUCAUUGCUGGAGACCAAAUCUCACUGGCUGACCUGUUUGCUGUUGUGGCAAUCAUGCAGCCGGUUGGUGCAGGUGUGGAUGUGUUCGAGACAAGGCCCAAAUUGAGUGCCUGGAAGGAUCGCGUUCGGGACGCUGUGGGCAGUGAGCUGUUUGAUGAAGCCCACCAGGGCAUCCUCUCAGCCCAGGAAGUGGCUAAAAGCAUGGAUGGCAACAAAAUGCAGCACUUCAAAGCCAGAAUCCUUAGAACAUACCUGUGAAGAUCCAACAUAAAGCUGUUCUAACCAAUAGCUACUGACCAUCACUGUGUAAUCUGAUCAUGAGUGGGAUGUUAUGAAAGGCAGAAUUUCUAAAAUUAACAGUGCAAAUCUUGGAUAUACUUUACUGACUCAACAUGUUCUCAUAAACUUCACUUUUAAAACGAAUGUUUUUUAAUGAGGUAUGUGAGUUUGGACAGCCAAGGUAUAAUGAACUUUAUGUGCACUUUCUUUAGGUGUACUGUAUAGGUUUGAUCCUAGUUAGGGUAUAAGUUUUCUUUUUAUACUAUGUAUAGGUUUUAUGUUUCUGUUCCUGCACGGACAUGCCAUGUCAUAGGAGAGGAACUAGUAUUUUGUCCCAUGACGUUUACCAUGUUUUGUGGAAGCUCGAUAAUGCUGCACUGACUUGUGAGGAAUGUGCAUGUCAAACCUGCUGCAUUGAAUGAUUUCUGCCAGUAACUUGUCCAUUGUUAAUUUGCAAAUACAAUUGUAGCCAGAAGCUGCUGGUCACAAUCAUUAUGCAGUACACUGUGGGUGCUAUGGACUAAUGGAUUACCAAUAAAUGUGUAAUUAUGGAUUAAGGAAGGUUUAAUAUACCACCCAACUGGCACCUACUACCAGUCCAGAAUUUAAACUCACUCACAAGAUAACACCUUACAUUUAAUAUAGGUGUGGGCAUUUCCACACGUCAAGAUCAGUUGUCUGUUGUCCCAUGACUUCUGGCAUGUUAUUGUGCAUUUCUUUGUUUAACUGUGUUGUAAAAUGUUCCUGGGAUCCCAGAUCAGAGCUAAUAAAGAUACUGUGUAAGGUC
Messenger RNA from Astyanax mexicanus (Mexican tetra), 1634 nucleotides. RefSeq names its product glutathione S-transferase theta-1. Lineage: Eukaryota; Metazoa; Chordata; Actinopteri; Characiformes; Acestrorhamphidae. Gene Ontology annotation, biological process: glutathione metabolic process. Bases 101 to 826 code for a protein of 241 amino acids. Gene Ontology annotation, cellular component: cytoplasm. The record is from RefSeq and is a predicted model, not a curated record. The transcript is spliced from 5 exons. Gene Ontology annotation, molecular function: glutathione transferase activity.